AUGUCCAACCAAAGACAAGCCUCAUCUGCCUCCCAAGUCCCUCACCUUUCGCCCGCCGAGCUCUCUUACCUCUACACCUCCCUCAGCCUUCCCAAGAACCCAAUCCGACCAGACGGUCGUUCUCCAACACAAUUCCGACCUCUUUCGGCCGAAACAACUAUUCUGCCCGGCACCAACGGCAGCGCGCGCAUCGGCUUCGCAGACGGCACGCAAGCGAUCGUGGGUGUCAAAGCCGAAGUUGAGAAAACCGUCCUCGCAGCUGAUACCCUCGACUCACGAUCUCUUGCACAACACGGCGAUGCGCUGAAUCGCGAAGGCGAGGAAGGCUCCGCGGCCGUAUCCGGACAGGGCGAGUGGGUUCAGAUGUCUAUUGAGAUUCCUGGAUACAGGGACGACGAUGCGCUUCCCAUUUUCCUGGGCGAGAUGAUGCGCGAGAGUCUUGUUGGUUCAGUUGAAAAUAAGGAAGAAAUGGCUGGAGGGUUGAAGGCAAGACUUGUGAUCAACAAGCGUUGGCAUUGGAGAUUGUAUAUUGAUGUUCUCCUUCUCUCUCAACCUCUCUCUUACCCCCUUCCUCUCCUCUCUCUCACGACCCAUCUUGCCCUUCUCGGCACCAAGCUUCCCAAACUCAAGUCCACGGGCGAGGAAGAUCCAUUCUUCGAUGACGAUUGGGCUGCUGCUGAAUACUUGUACCCUCGCUCAAAACCCUCUUCCGGCCCCUUCCACCCUGUUCGGCCGCCUGUGACGAUUCUCGUUGUGUCAGUUGGCGAGAACAUCAUUUUCGAUCCCAACCGCGAGGAGAUCUCAGUCGCAGAUGCCGUGCUGGCAAUCUCAAUCACCCGGAGCCAUGACUCCGACGCUUUGAAAUUGCUUUCUAUUCGCUCCAUCGAUCCCCCCUCUCGCUUGACGCAGUCUGGUAUCCCUAACUCUGAGAAUGUGAAUAUGAUCGGCUCUACUCCAGCUGAGAACCCGAGCCAGGAGGAGGUCAGUGGUGUUUGGAGACCUCGUCGAGGUGGUGUGAAGCGCUCUGUGGUCGCGCGAAUGAUCAAGACGGUGCUCGGAAAGGGAGGUGUCGGCGAGGAAGUCCUCGAAGGUCUCGAAGGUGUGGAAGUCCACUGA
Penicillium olsonii is the source of this 1116-nucleotide messenger RNA. NCBI's taxonomy places the organism in Eukaryota, Fungi, Ascomycota, Eurotiomycetes, Eurotiales, Aspergillaceae. The record is from the annotation of a GenBank genome assembly.